CUGCUUGAAGUGGAGGUUGUGGGUGGCACUAGAUGGGCCACCGGAGAGAAUUCCGGGGGCUAUGUCAGGUCGGUGGGUGUGUGUAUUGCAGGGGAAGAGUUGUGGACGGCGCAUCUGGCGUCUGUGGCAGUGGCGGGAUGCUUGGCGUUGGCGGCGGAGAAGUGGUCGCCGGCGGGAGGGGCGGCAAGUUGUUCGCCGGCGGGAAAGACGCCAGAUGUCGCAUGUACCCGGUGGUGUGUGUAUGUGUGUGUAUAUGUGUGUGUGUGUGUGUGUGUGUCAGGUCGCUCAUCUCUCGCCGGUGAGGAAGCCUAUGAGUCAUCGUCGGCGGGGAAGGCGAGCAGGAGGGGAAGAGUUGUGGACGGCGCAUCUGGCGUCUGUGGCAGUGGCGGGAUGCUUGGCGUUGGCGGCGGAGAAGUGGUCGCCGGCGGGAGGGGCGGCAAGUUGUUCGCCGGCGGGAAAGACGCCAGAUGUCGCAUGUACCCGGUGGUUCGCUCAUCUUUCGCCGGUGAGGAAGCCUAUGAGUCAUCGCUGGCGGGGAAGGCGAGCAGGAGGGGAAGAGCUAUGGACGGCGCAUCUGGCGUCUGUGGCAGUGGCGGGAUGAUUGGCGUUGGCGGCGGUGAAGUGGUCGCCGGCGGGAGGGGCGGCAAGUUGUUCGCCGGCGGGAAAGACGCCAGAUGUGGCAUGUACCCGGUGGUGUGCGUCAGUGGCCUUCUCAGCCUUCCCAUUUGCUGUGGAACUGGUGAAUCUGUAGUGUCUGCUUCUUCAGGUUGA
Molecule: messenger RNA, 771 nt
Organism: Striga asiatica
Lineage: Eukaryota; Viridiplantae; Streptophyta; Magnoliopsida; Lamiales; Orobanchaceae
Source: the annotation of a GenBank genome assembly